Molecule: messenger RNA, 4834 nt
Organism: Haliotis rufescens (red abalone)
Lineage: Eukaryota; Metazoa; Mollusca; Gastropoda; Lepetellida; Haliotidae
Product: protein ABHD11-like
Exons: 6
Coding region: 97-1026 (309 amino acids)
Cellular component (GO): mitochondrion
Molecular function (GO): catalytic activity
Source: RefSeq, a predicted model, not a curated record
CAUGUGCGUGUGUGACAAUUCGUCUGCUAGUUCGGAAGGCGAUCAGUGAGUGUUUCGGUAAGGAAGACAUGCAAUGUUCAUCACCGCCCUCCAGAAAUGAACACUAAUCUGCUCAGGGUUUUGUGCAACUCGUCUGUACACAAGUGUGUGCGUCACAUCAGCGCUAAGCAAUCCUAUCCCAAGGCUGUGAAGCUGUCCUACACUGAACAUGACUUUGAGCAGACUGGCAGCUGGGAGGUUGGGAGCCUCGGCAACAAGGACUACGCCCCACUGAUGGUGCUACACGGACUGUUCGGCUCCAAGUCCAACUGGCACACUAUUGCCAAGAAGCUGGCAGAGGAUGGGCACAGGGUAAUAACGGUUGAUGGUCGUAACCAUGGUGACAGCGACCACAGUCCCAACAUGGAUUACUAUGCCAUGAGGGAUGAUGUUCUGCGAUUGAUGGAUGACCUUCACCUUGAGCAGACAGUUCUGGUUGGUCACAGUAUGGGAGGCAAGGUCGCAAUGACCCUUGCUCUAUCACAGCCUGAGCGUCUGAAGGCCCUGGUCGUGGUGGAUGUGGCCCCUGUGACCAGCCCCGGGGGGACGUUGCUGCUGUCGUAUGCGGAGAGGAUGCGGCAGAUCGUUCCUGACUCCCAUGUUCAAGUAUCCACAGCCAGGAAGGAGGCGGAGGUGCAGCUGAGACCCAUCGUGGAGAGUUCGCUAGUACGCCAGUUCUUGCUGACUAACCUGGUCGAGAAACACGGGAAGGUGCAGUGGAGAUUGAACUUGGACGCCAUAAUAGGCAGCUACCACAGUGUCAUGGAAUUCCCAGAAUUUUCUCACCCUUUUGAGAAACCUACCAAAUUCAUUGGAGGAAGUUUGUCACAUCAUAUAAGCUCCGAAACAAUCCCUGAGAUCAAGUCUCUUUUCCCGAUGGCGGACAUUACCCACAUCCCCGGUGCAGGACACUGGGUCCAUUCAGAAAACACCCCGGAGUUCCUCUCCAUCCUGUCUGACUUCCUGACGCAGGAGAGCUUGUCUUGAUGCUGGCUUCGUGUCACCUCACCACUCGUCUCCACAGAUGCAGAUGUUAUCUUAAUGUUAUUAUAUUUAUAUAUAUGUUCUUUCAACAAGAGCCAGUCUCGGUCCAACUUACUCACGAGGAGAGCUUGUCUUGAUGCCGGUAAUGCGUCACCUCGUCACUCGUCUCCACAGAUGCAGAUGUUAUCUUAAUGUUAUUAUAUUUAUAUAUAUGUUCUUUCAACAAGAGCCAGUCUCGGUCCAAAUUACUCAUGAGGAGAGCUUGUCUUGAUGCCGGUAUAGCGUCACCUCGUCACUAGUCACCACAGUUGAGAUAUUGUUUUUACAUUAAUGUAUUUUAUAUACCCUCUUUCAACAAGAGUCUCAGAUGAGGCACAAAAAAGGAACAAGGUUACACAAUAUGGCUUUCAAAGUCAGGAUCAACAAAACUAGUUAUGAUUUUUUUAACACUUUUUUUCUUUCUGGAUAGAAAUCCAACAAAACGGGUUGCAUGAAAUAUUAGUAACAAAUGUUAUAACCCAGUGGGUUUGAUUGCUGACUUUGUGUGCUGGCGAUUAGGGCCUCACUCUGGCCGUGUGGGUUCGAUUUCUGGAUGGGACUCAACCCAAAAUUUUACUAGAAUCUGUAAAAAAACAUUUGUUACAUUUAACCACUUUCUAAAUGGCAUUAUGUUCAUGAAGUAUUAGGAUCAUACGUUUAUCUCGAACAACAGAUGCGUGUGUCCUAUAAUACUGAUCAUUACUGUAGUAAACUACGGUUAUAACGAACUCAAAGGGACCACUGAUUUUAGUUCGUGCUAACUGUAGUUUGUUAUAAGCAUAUAUACAACAAAAUGGCGGGGACUAAAAAAUAAGUUUGUUAUAUAAGUCAGUUCCUUAUAAGCGUGUUCAUUAUAAACAUAGUUUACUGUAGUUUGAUAAUAGAGCUUCAGUUUUCUGUUAUGGUUCAGUGUAGCAACAGCUCGUUACAUGGAUUAUAUAUAUCUCUUACAGUCCUGAGAACCUAAUCCUCUGUUACAGUGUAGCAUUAAACUGUAAACUUUUGGAUGAUCUCUAAUAAGAUUUGAAUUAUGAUUGUAUCAGAUGUUUGUUUUCCAUUGUGAUUUAAGUCUGUGAUGUGGUCGCCUACAACAAUGUGACAUUAUCUGCAAACAAUCAUGUUGCUAUAUAUAUAAGUGGAAUAAUCUUGAACGCAAUGUUAAACCCCAUUUCACCUCACCUGUGUCAAAAUGUCGUCAUGUUACUAUAUAAGUGGGACAUUCUUAACACAAUGUUAAAUCCCAUUUCACCUCACCUAUGUCCAAAUGUCGUCAUGUUACUAUAUAAGUGGGACAAUCUUAACGCAAUGUUAAACCCCAUUUCACCUCACUUAUCGGCAAAUGUGUGACAAAAUUGGAGUUGUUACAUUUUAACCUUUAUUUCAGCUGAAAUAAAAUAUUUUGUUUCUUGUUUCCUGUGUCAGACAAGGGGGCAUGUUACCUGUUAACAUGGAAUUCUGAUAAAUAUUUUUCAGAACAAGUGUAGCUUAAUUUUCAUGCAUUUUGUGUCUUUCACUGAACAAAACAAAUUCUGAGAAAAUGCACAUCAUCAGAAACAGAGAACAAGAAACAGUGGAGCUGUAUUCGUGAGUGUUUCUACAAGGAUUGGAGUUUAGAUUUCUCCAAAGCCAUCAUGCAUUAGACACAGUUUCAGAAUCAAAAGAUAUUUUGUUAUUUGCAUUUUGCAGUGGAUAGAGUACAGUGGUUGGGGCCCUAUGUAUAGAGUGGCCCCUACGUAUAGAGUGGGCCCUAUGUAUAGAGUGGCCCCUACAUAUAGUGUGGGCCCUAUGUAUAGAGUGGCCCCUAUGUAUAGAGUGGGCCCUAUUUAAAGAGUGGGCCCUACGUAUAGAGUGGGCCCUGCGUAUAGAGUGGGCCCUAUUUAAAGAGUGGGCCCUACGUAUAGAGUGGGCCCUACGUAUAGAGUGGGCCCUAUGUAUAGAGUGGCCCCUACAUAUAGUGUGGGCCCUAUGUAUAGAGUGGCCCCUAUGUAUAGAGUGGGCCCUAUUUAAAGAGUGGGCCCUACGUAGAGAGUGGGCCCUGCGUAUAGAGUGGGCCCUAUUUAAAGAGUGGGCCCUACGUAGAGAGUGGGCCCUACGUAUAGAGUGGGCCCUACGUAUAGAGUGGGCCCUACGUAUACAGUGAUCGAAUGCAGAGUCAGAUGCUGGACCCCGGAGGGUUCCAAAUUACAAUCAGGUCUGUUUCACCUCCAACCCCACCCUGGUUCCGCCACUGUUGUUUUAAUUUAUGCAUGGUAUAUAGGUAUUUUCACAGGUAUGGAUACAAACCUUUACUUCAGAGUACUUCUCUACUACCUUGGCUAGGGAUACGAGUCAAACCGAGGCUGACAAAAAACAAUUAGUUCUGAGGAAAUAAUUAAGAAUAAGUGCUGAUUGGUGGCCGUUUUGUUUUGGUGAACACAAUGUGGUUCCAGAGGGAACAAAUCUUGAAUCAUGUGAUUGUAGUGCUAUGACUUUUGUUAAUCUCAUACCCUAAAAAUACUGAGCUUGGCCAAUUGGCAACCCCAUCAAGUUGAUUGAGAUCAUUCAGCAGGGUAAGAAAUUCCCUAAACUUUCAGACAACCAGACUGGCAACAUUGUGAAGUCCAGAAUUUUCCAUAAUAACAAACAAAAGUAACAAAUGUGUAAACAUAAGAAUAGCACUGUUUAAUUUUAGUUAUCAGAAAAUAACAAUAAACUGGUGGAUUGUCAACUUAGUAACUUUAAGUCCCGACCAUUGAGCGUGCAACUUUUCAAAACUGACUGUCAGCGAAAUAGACCGUCGGGCUGGUGGAUAUUUUUAAACAGUACAUUCAGAUACUUCACUGUGUGUUUUUAUGUCAAGUUGUGUUCAUCAAUCUUACAGUUACUGAUUCCUCCAAUUAUUAACAAUCAAUGUCUCAGUUUUACGAAGUUACAGAAUCUGGAGCUUGACAGAAGGUGAGCAUCAGAUCAUUGAACAUUGAACAGUACCACAGAUCUGUGAGGGUGACAGUGGUAGUGUUAAAUCACCUGGUGCAGAAUAUAGUUGCCAUUGAUGUAUUAUAAUGGGCAUUAAAGUGGUUUGAGUCUUUGCUAGUCUAGUAGCUGGGUUCGUUGAAGCCACUCCUUCUUGCCUGUCACCAUGGUGAUGUAACCUCAAUGUUUGAAACUAAGCAUGAUUUGUUUUGUUUGAUGUUUAAUGCCAUACUUAGCAAUAUUCCAGCUAUAUGAUGGCGGUCUAAUUAAUUGAGUCUGGACCAGACAGUCCAGUGAUUGAUCAACCAGCAAUGUUUGAAAAGGUUUUCAACUAUUAAAUACUGUGGUUGUGUUGGUUAUUGAUGUUCGUGACUUGUUUGAUUGCAUGUCCUUGUACCCUGAUGACCUGAAUCAGUAUGCAUAAUAUCAAUCACUGGAUUGUCUGGUGACUUGUUUGAUGGCAUGUCCUUGUACCGUGAUGACCUGAAUCAAUGUGCAUAAUAUCAAUCACUGGAUUGUCUGGUCAGGCUGUUGUCCUAUAGCUGGAAUAUUCAGCAUGAGAAACACACUGGCGUGGUAGUCAAUGUGAUAGAUGCGUUAUGUCUAUUAGUGUUGUCCUCGGCUGAUGUGUUUGCUGCUGUGUCCCUCGCUAGACUUGCGAGUGGAGCAUGAUGCUUUGGGAAUUUUGAACAACUGCAAAGGCUUCUUCUUUGUCAGGUGUUGUAAAGAGAUGUAUGUUAUACCUGCUUGUGUCACAUGUAGAGUCGGAGGACUUGUGCUUGUUGUAUCAUAUAUUUGUAAUAAACAGUUUUUAUGAGUA